Messenger RNA from Fraxinus pennsylvanica, 348 nucleotides. NCBI's taxonomy places the organism in Eukaryota, Viridiplantae, Streptophyta, Magnoliopsida, Lamiales, Oleaceae. The record is from the annotation of a GenBank genome assembly.
AUGAACCUAGGAAGAUUGUGGCCAUUAACUUCAAAAAAUUCGAAUCCACGACCAAGAUCAAAAUGGGCUGAAACAGCGACUCGUAUUAUGCAGGAGGUGACUCUUUGCUUGGCGAGCCUGACACCGCCUCAAACGCACCUAACUCAGCAACCACCGGGUAAUGGAAGUCCGAUCAUCUUCAAGAAGGCUAUUUGUCCUGUUACUCUGAAGUUUGAGGAUGUUGAUUACAAGAUCAAAAGCAAAAGUAGAGGAUUUCUGAAUAAAUCAAAAUCUGAAGAGAAAACAAUCUUAAAGGGAGUUACAGGAACGGUGUUGCCUGGUGAAAUUUUAGCAAUGCUAGGUCCAUAA